Molecule: messenger RNA, 888 nt
Organism: Echinostoma caproni
Lineage: Eukaryota; Metazoa; Platyhelminthes; Trematoda; Plagiorchiida; Echinostomatidae
Source: the annotation of a GenBank genome assembly
AUGUAUACUGGAUCGUCAUUAGUCGUUCCGAUUGGUGCGAUGACUUCCAGCACUACCAGUGUACCGUCCCGUGCGGUCAGUGAGUCUCGUUUCUCCUGCCCACCGCAGUCAGUGACACCAGUUGGCAAUCCAUUGAACUAUUCUGCAAGUAAUACAGGGACCAACCAAAGCUCUGGACUUUGUGUGGAUGCGACCAACAUGGACAAUACAAUGUGGACAAGCAGUUAUCUUCCAACUGCCGCCGCAGUUGCGGCAGCAGCUGCAGCAGCCACUGGUAGUGGUACGGGAAAUCUGUGGAUUCCACCCGCAGCUGCCUAUCCAAAUUAUGCGCAUCAUUAUUACCCAGCACUUUCAGUUCCUGUAGCAUCUAUUUCUUCACCCGGAUUAGUGAACUAUGAAGAUCCGACCGCGCUGCAGCAAAACACGGUGGUUGAUCGUUGCUAUAGUAACCCAGCCAUUUCAAUCGGUGAUAAAUAUCCAUCUCAAACGCAAGACUACUAUUAUUCACCGGGGGCCAACAUAUCUCCUGGAUCGGUUUGGACCGGACCAUCCAAGAUUUCCGGCCCCCAAACCUACACACCACUUCCGAUGCUGGGUCCGUCAACUUCAUCGUCAAUUUUCUCAUCAGUGAACACCACACAACCACAAGUUGGAACGACCACGAACGCGAACAGCUGGCAAAUGCUUUUGAACGCUCUGACUGCCCAAAAAAAUAAUCAAAGUCUGAACUCCACCUUGAUUCGACCACCGUUCAGUUCUUACACUCUCAGUUUGGAUCGGGCACGUUUGUCUGGUGGUCGAAGGCGAAUGCCCAUCAAUUACGCGGCUCGGCCGAUCACAUGCAAAGAAUUCAAUCCAGCCGAGUUACAGUCACUUGGCUUGGGGUGA